Messenger RNA from Mercenaria mercenaria, 2810 nucleotides. RefSeq lists its product as uncharacterized. The record is from RefSeq and is a predicted model, not a curated record. The transcript has 6 exons. The coding region runs from base 262 to 1323 and encodes 353 amino acids. Lineage: Eukaryota; Metazoa; Mollusca; Bivalvia; Venerida; Veneridae.
CUUGAAUACAAUUUCACUCACAGAAGCCGUAAUUGUAACUUCAGGUUAUGUAUGCUUUACUGGAUUUAGUAUGAAUAAGUAAAAUGUUUUAUGUUUUAGUUUGUUUUAAAAACAUUUCCGAUACUUUUUUCAGGUAUAUAUCUACCACUAACAGGUACCAAGACGACCAGUUGGGUGUGGUUAAUUAUUUUCCUUGUCUGUGUUGCGGUGUUAAUUAUAUUCGUAAUUGUGAUAAUAUGUCUGCAUCUGCAAUGCAAGAAAAUGGAGACAAAGAAAGCACGAGAGAAGAAAAUACUUAUCACAGAGGACCAUCCACUAGGAGAAAUGUCUAUAGCGCUGGAUGCGCCUGCAUCGAUGGAAAGAGUUCCGGAAGGAUACAUUGACGUAAAUAACGAGUUGUUCAUAUCUCCAAAAACAUUUAAAAAGAAAGAUAUGAUGAACCCGAUGAAUGAAACGUCGAUGAAUCUUAAUUUCAAAGAGAAAUCUUGGGUUGGACUCACGCCAAGAAAGAGCAUCGUAGGCAUGCAGUCGAUCAUGGAUCCAUUCUCUGAAAUGGAUAGUGGGGUAGUGCUACCUAUCAGUUCUCUAGGUAGUAAAACUGCGAGAAGCAUGAGGUCGCCAAGUAAACGGAAAUCAAUUCAGUACAACAGCGCAAGGACACCUCGCCCAAUGCUAAACGGUGAUGUAAGGGAACCUCUUGCAAUAACCGACGGACGGAUGCCGUAUCCUGUAGUCGGGGCUGAUGAUGAGGCUGAAACAAAGUCUUUCAAAAGGGAGAAAAGCUUUAGCAGGGAAGCAAUGACCCGGAGUAAGAGCAUAUAUGCACCAAGCGUCCAGGCGCCAAGUGUGCGCGCGCCAAGUGUGCACGCACCAAGUCUGAAAGCUAUGAGUGUACAUGCGCCGAGUGUGAAAGCUCCUAGUGUUGCUGCUAAAAGCACAAAAAGUGUAAAUAGCAAUAAAGCAUUGAGUGUGCGGACGAAUAUAAGUAGAAAACCAGCGGUACCAAAACUUACACGAAGUGUUUCACAAACGAGGCUGGGAUCAGUGACCAAACGAUCACCGAGAAAAAAUAUGAAUCGAAGCAAAACAACGGUGAUGCCAUUAGAAGCGAAUGAUCCAUAUGAAGGUGGAAUGACCGAUUUUAUGAAUGCUGAAAUGUCCAACUGGGGAGACGCUUCACAAACCGCCCGCUCCAGACGGUCUUCACGAACAACAAAGACCGUGGCAAAAUCAAGAACAUCGACUAGAGGCUCUCCAAGAAAGUCUAUACAAUCAAAGAUGACUGGCAUUCCGAACUACUUCAAAGCAAUAUCUGUAAAGUAGCGCGCAGUAAUAGAGAAACACAAUUGAAACAGAAGUUUGAUUAAACUAUGAAAUUGUACAUUGUCGUACUAAACAUUUUUGUGUGUGAACUGAAACACAGAAACAAGGGCAUAUGUUGAUAGCGGGAUAAUUUUAAAAGCGAAAGGAAAACAUAGACACGUGUCUUUUCUGCUCUUGUUUCGUGAACUUGUAGAAUGGAGUGUUCUUCACUUGGUUGUUAUCCAUGCCUUGAAAUCAAAGUGAAAUGAAGCGACAGGAAUAUUGUCAAUUUAGAUAAGGCGAAAUUGUCGCAGAUUUUUUUAUAUUUUUAUUUAAAGAAUAGGUGCGUUUCUAAUCGCGAAUUUUUGUGAAGUCUCGUGAAAACAUACGAUAAGAUGACUAUGCAGUUUUCAUUAUUUUUUGCUAUAGGAUAAACAGAUUGUUUCAGUAGCAGGCUUGCUAAUAUUGUAACUUUUAACUAGUAGGAAAUAGAGAAGCAAAGUUGCUGUUGGUUGAAUGUUCGGUCGUUAUAUGAAAUUCAGCAUUCUGUAUAAAAAAUUUGAUAAAUUUCCUACUCAGAAAUCAUUUAUGUCUUUAUCAGUGAAAAAGAAGUCCCGGUACAUGUCUUCAGAGGAAUUUCUGACCGAAGAGGAAAAAUAUAAUCAGUUUGUUGCGGGGGAAUCUGACCAACCCUCAAGUUAACUCCGCCCCAGUUAAGGGAUCAGCCGGCCGCAGCCUGCAAGAUGAAUACAACGAAAUGCUGCGAAGGAGCGACCCUCUUUCUAGUUUUCGGCGAACUGCAGCGACUAAGAAACCAUGGCAUUAAUAGGGAAUUCUUUCCUUUAGCUUUUAUGAUUAAUGGAGAAAAAAUAAAAGCGGUUAAACAACCUCAGUCCAAAGUAAAAAUACUUAGUAACCCAUUUAGAUACAAAUCUUGGUGCAUAGUGCCUCAUAUAGUUAAGUUAUACAACAAUGGAAAUGUUACCUGCAUUUAGAAUAUUUGUAUCACUGUGGCGAAGGACUGGAAGACAUUUUAACAAUUAAUGCAUUAAGUAUGUUAAUUGUGUAGAUAUAGAAAAAGCGAUACAUCAGCUCGCAAACCAAGGAUGGCACGCUCAGAACGACAACUUGCAAUUAUUUGGCUGCGACGGCUGCGGUAAAAGGGGCGGAGUUUUUUUUUUUGGGGGGGGGGGGGUUGUUAUAAUGGUCAGAUAAUAAUAUGUUGUGUAAAAUUGCUUAAUCUGGAAAAACAUAUUUGGUAAUUAUUGUAGCCAAAUGUUUGUAAGUUAGAAAAAAAUAUUGUUAUUUAGAAUUUGUUAAUGAAUUGUUGUUAACGUUGUUGUAUUUGUGUUUUGAUUUUAUACAUUGUUUAAUUGAAUUUUCUGCAUUCACCUUGGCGUUCAUCUGCUAUUUAUAUAAAUCCUAAUUGAAAGUGAAAAUGUAUUAUUGCAUGUAAAUCCUGUAAAGCAAAUAAAGUUAUAUGCAAGAAAAUUGAAUUUAAGUCAAGC